Perognathus longimembris pacificus (Pacific pocket mouse) is the source of this 2506-nucleotide messenger RNA. It is a transcript of the gene Prkar2b, whose product is annotated as protein kinase cAMP-dependent type II regulatory subunit beta. Gene Ontology annotation, molecular function: cAMP-dependent protein kinase regulator activity. The transcript has 11 exons. The coding region runs from base 181 to 1449 and encodes 422 amino acids. Lineage: Eukaryota; Metazoa; Chordata; Mammalia; Rodentia; Heteromyidae. The record is from RefSeq and is a predicted model, not a curated record. Gene Ontology annotation, cellular component: cAMP-dependent protein kinase complex. Gene Ontology annotation, biological process: regulation of protein phosphorylation.
GAGCAGCCGCGCGCCGGGAGCCGCGGGCCGGGCCAGCCGGGCCGCCGGGGCCCAGUGCGCCGCGCUCAUUGGCAGUAGCGCCGUCGGCACGGUCGGCGCUGCUUCCGAGGUCGGACUCGGGUGAAGAGGAAUCCGAGGGAGCGAGGGCGGCGCGCGGGCGGCCGCCGUGGGAGAGGCAGGAUGAGCAUCGAGAUCCCCGCGGGGCUGACGGAGCUGCUGCAGGGCUUCACGGUGGAGGUGCUGAGGCACCAACCCGCGGACUUGCUGGAGUUCGCGCUGCAGCACUUCACGCGCCUGCAGCAGGAGAACGAGCGCACGGGCGCCGCGCGCUACGGCCGCGAGCAUGGCAGGACCUGGGGAGACGCGGGCGCCGCUGCCGCCGCCGGGGGCGGCACCCCCAGCAAGGGUGUCAACUUCGCGGAGGAGCCCAUGCGCUCGGACUCCGAGGAUGGCGAGGAGGAGGAGGAGGACGCGGCUGCCGACACCGGGGCUUUCAACGCUCCAGUAAUAAACCGGUUUACAAGGCGUGCCUCAGUAUGCGCAGAAGCUUAUAAUCCUGACGAAGAAGAAGAUGAUGCGGAGUCAAGGAUUAUACAUCCCAAAACUGAUGAUCAAAGAAAUAGAUUGCAAGAGGCUUGCAAAGACAUCUUGCUGUUUAAGAACCUGGAUCCGGAACAGAUGUCUCAAGUAUUAGAUGCCAUGUUUGAGAAAUUGGUCAAAGAAGGAGAGCAUGUGAUUGACCAAGGUGAUGAUGGGGACAACUUUUACGUAAUUGAUAGAGGAACAUUUGAUAUUUAUGUAAAAUGUGAUGGUGUUGGAAGAUGUGUUGGUAACUACGAUAAUCGUGGGAGUUUUGGUGAACUGGCCUUAAUGUACAAUACGCCCAGAGCAGCUACAAUCACGGCUACCUCUCCUGGUGCUCUGUGGGGUUUGGACAGGGUAACCUUCAGGAGAAUAAUUGUCAAAAACAAUGCCAAAAAGAGAAAAAUGUAUGAAAGCUUUAUCGAGUCACUGCCAUUCCUUAAAUCCUUGGAGGUUUCUGAACGCCUGAAAGUGGUAGAUGUGAUAGGCACCAAAGUUUACAAUGACGGAGAACAAAUCAUUGCUCAGGGAGAUUUGGCUGAUUCUUUUUUCAUUGUAGAAUCUGGAGAAGUGAAAAUUACUAUGAAAAGAAAGGGAAAAUCAGAAGUAGAGGAGAACGGUGCUGUAGAAAUCGCUCGAUGCUCUCGAGGACAGUACUUUGGAGAGCUUGCCCUGGUAACAAACAAACCAAGAGCAGCUUCUGCACAUGCCAUUGGGACUGUGAAAUGCUUAGCCAUGGAUGUGCAAGCAUUUGAAAGGCUUUUGGGACCUUGCAUGGAAAUUAUGAAAAGGAACAUCACAACCUAUGAAGAGCAGUUAGUUGCCCUGUUUGGAACAAACAUGGAUAUUGUUGAACCCACUGCAUGAAGCAAAAGUGUGAAGCAAGAAGACCUAUAGUGAAAAAUUAACACAGUAGUGGUUAGUCCACUGAGGAUGUAUUUGUGUAGAUGCCAAGCAUUUUCUGUGACUUCAGGUUUUUUCCUUUUUUUACAUUUACAAUGUAUCUGUAAACAGUAGUGAUUUAAUAACCAAUAGGCUUUAACAUCACUUUCUAAUAAGUAGUUCAUAAAAAAUCAACAUAUUGAUAAAAAUGACUUUCUAUGCCACAAAAUUUGACUGAAAGUUUUAUUCCAGUUAUUGUAAUAUAUUGAAAGCAUUCAUGUUAAAGAAAAUUAAAAGACAUUCUUAUAGGCAAUAUGUGUUUGAUUUACUCAAGUUGAUACCCUAAUUGUGACUGUGCCCCAUGUCGAAGGGCUUGGCAAUGGUUCAUGCUACCCAGCAUGGCAUCACGUUCAUUUUAUAAUUCAUUGUGUAUAGCAGCGUUUCAGUCAUUCUUGUUUUGAAGUGUUUCUGGCUUGGUAAGUUAUGUGUUGGCCUUGGUCUAUUGGUGAAAUGGUAUGAAACAUAUGCAAUUUUAAAAGUUUUUAUAUUUUUGCAAUAAAGUACAUGUUGAAUUCUUUGGCAUAAUGUCAGUAACAUACUCCAGUAGUUUUAAGGACUGGCAAUUUAGUCAUCAUGAUAAUAGGAAGAAAAAGAUGAAAGAUCAUUAAUGCACUUUUCCCUUAUCCAGCUUAUAUCUCUGCUUCUUUUCUUCAUUCUGUAUCUCCCAUAUUCUCUAGCUUUAGAAGCUCAAUUUGGACAAUGUCACAGAGUCUUCACUGCUAAAACUUGUUAAAUGACUUUUUUUUUCAUCUUCUGAAAGGUCUUACACAUAACAUAUUUGGGACUCUUUUGUCUCGAUGCCCAUAGAUAUUUCUGUGAUCUUCACCAGGCACUGUCUGGCAUACACUGGUUUUCUGUUCUCCGGCUGCCAACUGCAGUGUCUCUCAUUGGCAGCCCAUGAGGUUUGGUUUACCUUCUUAUCUCAUGAAAAAUCUUAUCUACAAUAGUAGAAAUAAUUUUUAUAAGCUAUGUAAAUUGAUUU